Pistacia vera is the source of this 666-nucleotide messenger RNA. Its product is annotated as zinc finger protein 3-like. The record is from RefSeq and is a predicted model, not a curated record. Gene Ontology annotation, biological process: negative regulation of abscisic acid-activated signaling pathway. The transcript has a single exon. Bases 1 to 666 code for a protein of 221 amino acids. Lineage: Eukaryota; Viridiplantae; Streptophyta; Magnoliopsida; Sapindales; Anacardiaceae.
AUGUACAUGAAAGAGGGUCAUCAACAUGUCAAAGCUUCAUCAAGUUCUAGGUGUACUGUUUUGCUAGACUUGAAGCUUUCAAAUCACGAGACUGAUAAUAAGCAAGAAAAUGAGCAAUUAGGAACAAGGACUUUCUCAUGCAACUUUUGCAAAAAAGAGUUCUCAACAUCACAAGCCUUAGGAGGGCAUCAGAAUGCGCACAAGCAAGAGCGAGCAUUGGCAAAGAAACGACAAGAAAUCAAUAACGAUCAUCUUCGUCAUAUGGUUACUUUUGGAUCUCCAAAAUUAUUAUCUUAUCCUUAUUAUCCAACUACUUCUCCACAUUCAUUUUAUGGUUCAUUGAUCAAUAGAUCAUCAUCACUUAUUGAUAACAAACCUUCAUUUCCAUGGUCCUCAUCGGGGUAUAAUCGGUUUGGCCUUCACAUGAACAACACUAAUAAUACACAAUCCUCCAUUGAAAGGUUAAGGAUGAUGAAUAGUAAUAAUGGUGGAUUGAAUGGUAUUAAUUUUAGGGCACCAUUUCCAAGAUUUAGUUGUGGUUCAACAAAUAUUCAAGCUCUAAAUUGGUCUAAACAUGGAGAUUAUCGUCAGCAAGGUGACCCUUCAUUAUCAAAGAGUUGUGAUCAUGAGGAUUCAUCAGGACUUGAUUUGUCCCUCAAGCUUUAA